AAAAAAACCCACACACCGUCCAGCAACAGAUAGCUCAGACGAGUGGUUGGGAGAACAACGGUGCAUGGUUUAACUGCUGACACAAAGGCAAGACUUUAUCUGGACACGGAAAGGUAGCUGACGACAACAAUGUCUGGCAGAGUGAUUGAUCUGGAAGAGACCGCGACCCAUACAGGUCCGAAGGGCGUCAUCAAUGACUGGAGGAGGUUUAAGUUGGAAAGUAUGGACCGGGAAAAUUUGCAUCCUGCAAAAAAGGAACUUCUGAGGCAAAUGUCAUCCCCCAAUAAAGCAAAAGAUGACUCCAGAGCUAACCUAAACCGCAAGAUGAGUGUCCAAGAGUAUGAACUGCUUAAGGAGGAGGAUGAAGGGUGCCUGAAGAAAUACAGGAGACGAUGCAUGGAAGAGAUGCACAGCAAGCUCAGCUUUGGGCCCAAGUUUGAAGGCGUGCACGACCUGGACAGUGGUGAGGCCUUCCUGGAAGUCAUUGAAAAGGAGCAUCACAGCACCGUGGUGGUUGUCCACAUUUACAAGGUUGGGGUGAAAGGAUGCGAGCAGCUCAACAGCUGCCUGGACUGCUUGGCCACAGAGUACCCCACUGUGAAGUUCUGCAGGAUCGACGCCGUCUCGUCCGGUGCCGCCGAGCGUUUCUCGGAUGAUUAUUUACCAACGCUGCUGGUGUACAAGGCUGGGGAGCUCAUAGGGAACUUCCUGUCCUGCACACAGCACAUGAACGAGGAGUUUUUUGCAACCGACGUCGAAGCUUUCCUCAAUAGUUACGGCCUGCUCCCAGAGAAAGAGCUGCCUGGAGCGGAUGACGAAGAAGAACAUGGUGUAGAGUAAAAAAAGGAGUUUGACUGCUGAGGGGGGGAAAAUAAUCUACUUCAAGAGGUUCAGAAAAGGUCUAAAUGAACCAGUUUAUAUGUAAAAUAUUAAACACGGGUUUUGGCUUUGGCAAAUAGGAUAAUCAUAUAUUUUCCUCUAUAACACUAGCAACGUAUUUCAUGUGUAUUUACAGGUGUUGAGGAAAUGUUGAUAGCUUGGAUAAAGGAGUCGCUAAAUAACUGUGAGAAAACGUUGCAUUCCUCAUCACCAGCCUAAAAAGCCAAAACACUGUAAUGAUAAAUAUGUUUUAUUUUUGCUUUUAGGAUAAUAUAUAUCUUCAAUAUACAUGAUAAGAUCCAUUCAUAGUGUUUUUUUUUUUUUUUAGCAUUUGAGUGUAUCGAUGUGUACUGAAGAAAUUUGGAUAUACUAUACAUCUUUGGAUUUAAGAUAAUAUACACAUGUCCUGUAUAUUUGUUAUAACAGUGUUGUUCUGUUAAAAAUAAAUAAAUGACAAUGAAAACCUUGAAA
Fundulus heteroclitus (mummichog) is the source of this 1350-nucleotide messenger RNA. RefSeq names its product phosducin b (gene pdcb). The record is from RefSeq and is a predicted model, not a curated record. Lineage: Eukaryota; Metazoa; Chordata; Actinopteri; Cyprinodontiformes; Fundulidae. The transcript is spliced from 4 exons. Gene Ontology annotation, biological process: regulation of G protein-coupled receptor signaling pathway. Bases 130 to 840 code for a protein of 236 amino acids.